Molecule: messenger RNA, 2731 nt
Organism: Syngnathoides biaculeatus (alligator pipefish)
Lineage: Eukaryota; Metazoa; Chordata; Actinopteri; Syngnathiformes; Syngnathidae
Gene: nherf1b
Product: NHERF family PDZ scaffold protein 1b
Exons: 6
Coding region: 503-1699 (398 amino acids)
Biological process (GO): protein localization to plasma membrane
Cellular component (GO): apical plasma membrane
Molecular function (GO): signaling receptor binding; protein-membrane adaptor activity
Source: RefSeq, a predicted model, not a curated record
UGCAAUGCUUCCCUCCACUUUUUUUUUAUUUAUUUGUAAUACCAUAUUUUUAAAUUUUGGUUUCGAGGCUACUAUACAAAGUCAAAACGAACAUUAUUAGUUAUCUGAUCCGAUUGCGUCGUGCAAGAAGUGUUCCUAACCAAGUCACCGCUGACCGGUUUUCUUUCCCCGACUGCUUUGCAUGAAGAGGCCAGCUGGGCUGGUCCGUGAACGCACCUCCCUCUUCCUGAGUGGACUUUCUACUUGCGCCGUGGGGAGUCUGCUGACGGAGCUUUUGGACCGGGACCUUCGCUCCGCGCCGCACGCGGGUCACGCAGAGGACCACAGCCCCAGUCAGUCACUCAGACUUUGAACCCGUCGCUCGGCGAGAAGUGAAAAGCGCGCUCGGCUCUUCGUUCGGAGGUUUCGCACUUCUCCGCCCGACGCUCCUGCAUCCCUCCCGGUCCACCGUUCGAGUCUUUUCCACGGCGAUCGAGCAACAGGUUGAGCCGCAGCCCCGACCAUGCCGAGUAAAAGCCAGUACUUGCGGCCCCGGCUCUGCACGCUGGACAAAGGCGACAACGGCUACGGCUUCCACCUCCACGGCGAGAAGGGCAAGACCGGUCAGUUCAUCCGGCUGGUGGAGCCCGACAGCCCGGCUGAAUCGUCGGGGCUCCGCGCCGGGGACCGCCUGGUCUUCGUCAACGGGGAAGACGUGGAGAACGAGAGCCACCAACAAGUCGUGGGCCGGAUAAGAGCCACUUCGGGCCGCCUGGAGCUCGUCGUGGUGGACCCGGACACGGAGCAGCUGCUGAAGAAACACAACAUCAAGUGUUUGAAGGAGUACGUCAGCGACGGGAUCCCUUUACCCUUCGACCAUGAAGAGGAGCCACAGAAGCACAGAAGCGGAGAGGAGGAGGCGGAGGUCCGCGACUCGGAAAGUGGGGUUGAGCGGCGAGCCGAGGGGGUCGAGGCGGAGGCGGCGGAGGAGGAGGAGGAGGAGGAGGAGGAGCGAGGUCGGGGGUCCAGGGGGAGCACGCCCGUACCUGCCAGGAACGGAGAAAUUCUCCGGGACGUCGAGAGGAAGUUGAGCGUCGAUUCGGACAAGGAGGUGAGCCCCCAGCUGCGACCACGUCUGUGUGUGAUCCGGCGAGAGGCAAACGGAUACGGCUUCAACUUGCACAGCGAGCGGGCCAGGCCGGGCCAGUACAUCAGAGCUGUGGAUGAAGACUCCCCCGCAGAGAGAGCAGGCCUGCAGCCCAAAGACAGGAUAGUCCAGGUGAAUGGCGUGUCGGUGGAGGGCAAAACACACUCCGAGGUCGUGGCGGCCAUUAAAGCCGGCGGGGACGAGGUCCGCCUGCUGGUGGUGGACCCCGACGCCGAUGCCUUCUUCAAGAGGUGCCGAGUGCUCCCCACAUCUGACCACCUGACCGGUCCGCUACCCGAGCCCGGUGUCAACGGAGGAACGGAAGAGAAGGUGAACGGCAGGGGGGCUGAGAGGGACUCCAAGCUGUCAGUCAGCCCUUCUCCGUCCAACGCCUCGUCCAAUGCCUCAAUCACAACCCCGACAACCCCACCUGAGGGCGUGGUGCCGGAGGCCAUCCCGGCUCUGAACAUGAGCCUGCAGCAGGUCAAAGAGAGGGCCCAUCAGAAACGCUCCAAUAAGAGAGCCCCGGCCAUGGACUGGACCAAGAAAAAUGAACUGUUCAGCAACCUAUAGGCCUUCAGAUGGCCCAGCGCACAACUACAACAACGACACCAAUUUGCGUUGCAGUGAUUGUCGCAGCGAUCAGAAAGACCCUUUUGAAAGCAAAAUCCCGUUUUAUGAAAGCUCUAUUCUUCAUUAUUAUUCAUGAAAAGAUAUUGGGCAAAUGAUGGAAUUGUAACGUACUACUAACCGUGAACGACGACUGGACUCUGUUGAAUGUGUGUGCACAUGUGCGCGUCCCUGCCGCCACGCACCUGACAAUCAGUUUAUCGCGCAGUAUCGAUUAGUUUAUCAGAUAAUCUCUCGGAGCCGAUCACGCGUCUUGAAAUGGAUUUCUGUACACUUGUUAACAGUAAUUUUUGUGUAGAUAUUUGCUUCUAAUAACAGCACUUCUAAUUACGUGUUAUCGUCGUUUUAUGAGAUAUUAAAAAAUAAACGAGGAUGAAUGUCAUUUCUGUCCUUCAAGAAUGGAUUUAUAACUGGUAAAAAUACGCACUGAUGGCUUUAAAAAGGAAUGAUUUUAAAAGGAGGCUUCUCAUAAAAUGUAUGUAUAUAUCAUAUAUCAUGUAUAUUUUUACAUUUUUGAUAGAGAUCAACUCCAAAAUGGAAGUCAGAUGAGCUAAAUAAAGCCUCUCAUCUUUCAGUCUGUUUGGCAUGACUCAGUUUAGACUUUUGGGCUUUUAUUUGCUCAUAAAAAACAAAACGGAACCUGUGAGAUUUUUUUUUCCAUUUCUAGUGAUUUUUAUUUAGUUUGAGAUCGUACGUCUUAAAGAAUGUUUGUGCUUCCCUAGAUUGUGCGCUUUUGCCCGGUAUUGUGAUUUCUUUUCCAAAUGAACGUUGGACUUGUGUGUUGUUGUACAAGCGGUGAGUGGCGAGUCUCUGUUGGAAUAAAGCAUCAUCUUAUCAACGUCAUGUUUAUUUACAUGGCUAGAUAUCAAAUAUAAUUUUCUCUUGUCGUAAAAUAUUCAGCGGCUUGUGACCGCUCGUCUGAGAAUAAAACAGACACACAAAAUUAAUUUUUUUUUAAAUGAAACAAAUCUGUGA